Messenger RNA from Cyprinus carpio (common carp), 3446 nucleotides. It is a transcript of the gene npnta, whose product is annotated as nephronectin a. Gene Ontology annotation, cellular component: membrane. The coding region runs from base 222 to 2117 and encodes 631 amino acids. NCBI's taxonomy places the organism in Eukaryota, Metazoa, Chordata, Actinopteri, Cypriniformes, Cyprinidae. The transcript has 14 exons. The record is from RefSeq and is a predicted model, not a curated record. Gene Ontology annotation, molecular function: calcium ion binding.
GAGAGAGACACACACAGAGGAGCGCGCCGACUCAGCGCUCCAGUCCACGGCUCUCCAGCGGAGGAGCGGAGCGGAGCGCACACAGACAGACACGCUGCCGGUCUUUCGCAGUCAGUGCCUUCUGCUUUGAACACUGACGGAUCUAAACCUCACCGUCAUUCCCCUCCAAACACGGGAGAGCAGCGGCGACGCUUGGAUAUACGCACCGCUCAAGCACGGGGAUGUGGAUCAUAAAGUUCAUGUUGAUUUGGACCUGCUGCAUCGGAGUGAGCGCGGACUUCGAUGGCAGGUGGCCCAGACAGAUGGCCUCGUCCAAUGGGCUGUGUCGGUACGGCACCCGCAUCGACUGCUGCUGGGGUUGGACACGUGUCUCCUGGGGCCAGUGCCAACCUCUCUACGUCUUAACCCGCAGAAUAUUCGGGAUGAGGUGCCAACCCCAAGCGGUAUGUCAGCACGGAUGCAAACACGGAGAAUGCGUGGGACCCAACAAAUGCAAGUGUCAUCCAGGUUAUACAGGAAAAACAUGCAACCAAGAGCAGGGGUAUGUUAGCCCCCCAUUAUGGCACAGUCACCCUCCCGUUUAUGUUCCCAUGGACCACCAGCCGAUCGCGGUGCCUUCGGAGGACUUGAACGAGUGUGGCCUCAAGCCUCGGCCGUGUAAACACAGAUGCAUGAACACAUACGGGAGCUACAAAUGCUACUGCCUAAACGGCUACAUGCUGUUACCUGAUGGGAGCUGUGGAAAUGCCCGGACAUGCAGCAUGGCGAAUUGCCAGUACGGCUGUGAAGUAAUGAAAGGAGAAGUUCGCUGCCAGUGCCCUUCUCCAGGCCUACAGCUGGCCCCAGAUGGCAGGACCUGUGUAGAUGUGGAUGAAUGUGCCACAGGUCAAGCAGUUUGUCCACGUUUCCGUAAGUGCAUCAACACUUUUGGGAGUUACAUCUGCAAAUGCCAUGAUGGCUUCGACCUGCAGUACAUCAACGGGAAAUAUCAGUGUGCAGAUGUGAAUGAAUGCUCUUCGAAUCAACACCAGUGUAGUCCAUACGCCACCUGCUAUAACACACCUGGUUCAUACAAGUGCAAGUGUAAGGACGACUACAGAGGUGUGGGCCACGACUGCAAACUUAUCCCAAAAGUGGUAAUUGACCCGCCACGACCUGGAAAGACCACGCCGAGCAACAACAAUAAAGGGGGCAAUAAAAUUCCAGGGUCAGACCAGAAGAGGACCACCACAACAAUCAGACCACCUGUGACGGCUAAACGGAUCUCACCUACCACAACAACAACAACAACCACUAAAUCUCCUCCAACCAAAAAAAUCACCCCUCCAGCAAGAGUCCCAGCGACCACCACCCGAAGGCCUCUCAUCCCGACACGUAAACCCCCUGUGGUGGUAACAAUCAAACCUAAGAUCCCGUCCCGUCAGCAGCCUACCACAAAAGCCCCGGUGGUUACAGCGGUUGUUCCCUUUAUCCCAACACGCAGACCUUUCACCCCAUUUGUGACACCAGUUGAUAACAGCAUUAAAGACAUUACCCAGAAACAAAGAGGGGAUGUUCACAUACCACAUCAUGGGCAGAACAAUGUGCUGGGUAUCGAUUUAGACGUUGAACUGGGCAACACAGAAGAGGAGCUGAAGGAUGACCCAGAGACUGGACAUCUGAGCUGCUCUUUUGACCACGGUCUCUGUGCAUGGAUCCAGCACAGAGAGGGAGACCUUCACUGGGAGACAACAGCAGAUCCUUCAGGUGGGCGUUACCUGACGAUCUCAGAGGGCGGAGAGAAGCGAGGUGGGCGUGGCGCUCAGCUGAUCCUCCCCCUGACCAUGCCCUGGAACGAGGGGAACCUCUGCCUGGCCUUCAGACACAACAUGGCGGGACACCACGUGGGCAUGCUGCAGGUGUUCGUCCAGAAGGGACGGCAGCACAGUCCCGCCGUCUGGGGUCGAACGGGAGGAAACGGCUGGAGGUCGACGCAGAUCACCAUUUGGGGCAAUGGGCUAGAAAGCGUGGUUGUGAAGGGCGAGCGGCGGAGAGGCCGCAAAGGCGAAAUAGCUCUGGACGACAUGAGUCUCAAACGAGGUUCCUGUCAGGAAGAGCACAAUCUGAGGAGACUUUAACACCACCAACAGAGACUUUUAAUGCCAGCUUUACUCACGGGACUCUAGGAAGACGGACACUUUACAGAAAUGGACGUGGCUUCCUGUCAGUCCCAGUACAGUUAUGGUGCACUUCCUCUGGCCUUCCUCAAUGGCUACAAGUGCAUGUUCCAGCUCAAUACAGUCCUGCAAGGAUGACAUAUUUUUGUAGGCCAAAUCCUGGAAAUGAGUUUGCAUUUUAUUACUUCAGUUUCCAUCGUCCUGAAGUCAAUGUUUUUUUUAUUUAAUGCCUAGUUAAACUCAAGCUCAAGAUAUUUUUGCAUUUUAUUCUAAGGCAUAAAAUACAUCAGUAAAACCCUCUUGUUAUUAUUAUUUAAAGCUUUUACUUGUCUUGAAAAAGGCAGUUGCUAAUUAAACCUCAUCGCCCUGAACAGGUAAACUCAUCUACUCACUUGUCGCUUUCACAGCCUUGUGUUUUUAACGGCACUCAAACUAUUCUAACGCAAACUUUCAGGGAAAUUGUUUUUAAAUGAAGACUAAAGUGUUAUUGGAUGUGUAACGGUGGUAACGCUGAAAUCAUGCUAUCAUUGUGUGGUCUGUUUAGCUUUUUACUUCUGGUGAGUUGUGUUCAGAUUUUCAUAUAAGAAUCACAAACUUUUGUUGGUCACAGACCUUAUUUUCUACAGUAAUCCAAAAACCAAGGUGAUGCUAACUUCCAGGUUUGUCUACAAAAAUACAUUACUGCAGCUCUCUAUUGGAUGAGAUGUCUAAAAUGUCAGAAGUCUGAAAAUAUACUUUUGUAUAUUUUAAUUUUGUAGGUGUAAAAUUUGUCUCCCUCUUCUAAUGUUUGUGUCGAACUUUCAAAAAGACUUUGUCGUGCCAUUGUAAAUGCAAGUUGCCCAGUUUAACUGUUUAUUUGCCACCUGAAUGAUGAUGUCUUCAAAAUCCCUUUUUAAAUUCAGCCCACGUGCUUUGUUAACCAGCUAAUCUGAGUGACGAACUAUUUUUGGUGUAUCAUUGUUAAUGUAUUCAUACAUGUGUGUAUAUAUAUAAAUAUAUUUCAAAUAUGCUUUGUAGGUGCAUAUAUAUGUGAAUUCUUCAUCGUAUAAGUGAUGCAGGACAAUGUUUACAUCACACAACCAAGUUUUGAGUAUUUUAUUGACAUUUAUUGUUAAGUACAAACCAGUAAACUGUUCUGAAUUUUACUUAUUAAUGGCUGUAUCAGCCAUUCUGUAUGAUCACCACAACCAUGGUUACCCUUUAAGACUGCGUGUUGAAUAUGAAAGCUCUUGGUUUAAUAUUCAGAUCAAGCAACGAUCUCCAGACAUUAAAAGGUGUGUGAACGUAAAA